AUGGCGACUAAGCUUUCAGUGUCGGACCAGAUCCGACAGCUUGAUGAUGCACGAAAGUUGGUUUUGGGAGAUGUCAAAUAUUAUCCCAGUGUCGUCAAGGGAAUAUUGCCCAUCAUCGGACCAAGUGCGGCGCUUGAACUGCGAAGAUGGGGCGCCGAGUUUCUGGCUGAAGCUUUUUCGACGCCAGCUCUACCGAAUGGAGAAAAGGAGACAAUGCAACCUUAUGUUUUACCAACCUUGGAGUCUAUGCUCGAGAAUGAGCGUGAAGAUCCUCAAGUUCUACGAAGUGUGAUUCAAUGCGUUGCCAGUAUUUAUCCCUUGGCGAUGAGGUGGAUCAUCAACAACGGAUACGACACAAUCACUUGGGAAAGAAUGGUAGCUGUGAAACAAAAGGUUCUAAGGAUAUGGGACAAUGCUAGCCCUACCGUGAGAAUAUGCUGCAUCAAGUUCGCGCAACGUGUAGUUUUGGCACAGACAGCGGCGACGGGUUCUGAGCUACGAUAUGGUGGUACUCUAGAUGUCUCGCUGGAUAAAGUCCCCCGAAUCACCAGUCACUCGAUCCUCGGAACUUGGAGGCUGAAGCGUCCGGACUCCUGGACCGAAUGUUGGCAACACUGCAGGAGAGCAGACGCAACGCUGAACUGCAUGUCUAUCAUCGUGAGGACACGUCCAGGAACCUCGAACCGGGUCGUCAAUGCUCUUCUCAACUUUAACCCCCUCAAGCUCGCAAACUCUCCUUUAACCCCCAAGACCCGCGUCAUGAUUAGAUCGAUGGAGAAAACAACUCGAAUGUUGCUUAUCCAUCUUGUGAAGCGAGAUCCCAACAAUCCAAUGAUUCCUAGGAUACAGCAGCACGUAGAACGCAUGAUGCGUACCAUGGCAGAUAUCUUUGACGAUUCUGGACGGAAACGCCCCCUCGAGCCAGCACCGCAAGACGCCUACGAUGCCAAACGACAGCGAUUAUCUCCAGCACAUAUUCAAAUACCUCCGCUGGGCCCUGGCCCCCACAGCCUAGCAGAUGUUUUCACCCUCAUCGACAAUACUGCUCUCAAAAACUUCGACAUCUCGCAAGUUCCCGCUCCUUUAGUCGCCAGGAUCGCUGUCACCACGCUGUCGAGACUUGACCCCCAGGUACUAUCUAAAGCAGUCGAUGGUAUUCGUGGCCGUCUUGACGCCCUAGCCAAUGCUCCGGCUCCUGAGUUAAAUCCCAACACCGCCCCAUUGGGUGUAGAGGAAGACGAUGAUGACUAUGAGCCUGAUUUCUACCAGGCUGAGGACACAGAACAGAUUCUCAACAAGCUAGAUAGCUCACCCAUGCAUGAGGCACCAGUAUUGGAUGAUGGCCUUGCACUGAAGUCAUUCCAUCUUCAUCAACCUAGCGCUCUGACCCCGGAAACGGCAUUGACAGCAGGUAACGGAACAGUAACCCGGGUAAUCGAGAUGAUGAAGUCACUAGAAGAUCCGGCUAAGAAGAGCAAAGCUGGUUUCAGCAGAUUAGCAGCUAGUUCUGGUAAUCGGGAUUCUUGGAUGACAAUCCUGGCACGACUAGCAACGCGUUCUGUGGCCGGUCUCGAGGAAACGUCCAUCAAAGAGGAGGGUAGCUCAUCAGCACCCCAAUCUCUCAGCAACAACAUUCGCGACGUUUUAUAUUCCUAUGUGAUGGAGGAUUUCCGAAAGCACAUUGAUGUGGCGGUCUCAUGGCUCUGUGAAGAGUGGUACAACGACAAACUACAACAAAAAAAGGGCGGCGAUCGACCUUUGUACUACGAAAAGUGCUGCUUGCGGUUGAUUGAUGGGUUUUUGCCAUAUCUGCACCCUCAGGACAAAGUGUUGACACGGUUCCUGAGUGAAAUACCCGAGCUAAACAAGAGUCUCCUCUCGCGAGUGAAGCACAUGUGUCGCGACCCCAGCGUUGUUCAGCUGGCUUUGACAAGCCUUCUAUACCUGGUCAUGAUGCGGCCACCUGUUAAAGAGAUUGCACUGGAUACAGUACAAGAUAUCUGGACCGAAUUUGAGGAAUCAAGACCCAUGGCAGGCAAGUAUUUGACCAAGUAUCGGCCAACUUUCAUGGAGUCUGCACGAGAUGCUGCCGGUGAUUCUGGACAGUCUGCAUCGACUGCCAUUACCGCUUGA
Fusarium redolens is the source of this 2133-nucleotide messenger RNA. RefSeq lists its product as uncharacterized. Gene Ontology annotation, cellular component: mRNA cleavage and polyadenylation specificity factor complex. The coding region runs from base 1 to 2133 and encodes 710 amino acids. NCBI's taxonomy places the organism in Eukaryota, Fungi, Ascomycota, Sordariomycetes, Hypocreales, Nectriaceae. The transcript is spliced from 5 exons. The record is from RefSeq and is a predicted model, not a curated record.